This is a messenger RNA of Calliphora vicina (urban bluebottle blowfly), 1532 nucleotides long. RefSeq names its product G protein alpha o subunit (gene Galphao). Gene Ontology annotation, cellular component: heterotrimeric G-protein complex. Lineage: Eukaryota; Metazoa; Arthropoda; Insecta; Diptera; Calliphoridae. The record is from RefSeq and is a predicted model, not a curated record. Gene Ontology annotation, biological process: adenylate cyclase-modulating G protein-coupled receptor signaling pathway. Bases 176 to 1240 code for a protein of 354 amino acids. The transcript is spliced from 7 exons. Gene Ontology annotation, molecular function: GTPase activity; G protein-coupled receptor binding; GTP binding.
AAAAGUUAAGAAUAAAAAAUAGAAAAAUAAACGAAAAAAGUUUCUUGGAAGACGUAUUUUUGUGUUUUCUUUUCAUAUUUUCGAAAUAAUUUCUUUUUCGUGUGUCACGGUAUUCGGCCAAUUGUGGCCGAUAUAAACGACCUUCAAAACGUUUUGUGUUGAAGCAAUACGCACCAUGGGCUGCGCACAGAGUGCUGAGGAGAGGGCCGCAGCCGCUAGAAGUCGUUUGAUUGAACGAAAUCUAAAAGAAGAUGGCAUUCAGGCAGCAAAGGAUAUUAAACUUCUUUUGCUUGGUGCUGGUGAAUCAGGCAAAAGUACAAUUGUUAAACAAAUGAAAAUUAUACACGAAAGUGGGUUCACUCCUGAAGAUUUCAAACAAUAUAGACCGGUUGUUUAUAGCAACACAAUACAAUCAUUAGUUGCAAUACUUAGAGCAAUGCCAAAUCUUAGUAUUCAGUUUAGUAAUAACGAAAGAGAGAAUGAUUCCAAAAUGGUAUUCGAUGUGUGUUCACGUAUGCAUGACACUGAACCUUUUUCAGAGGAACUUUUAGCUGCCAUGAAACGACUAUGGCAGGAUGCUGGUGUUCAAGAGUGCUUCUCACGUAGCAACGAAUAUCAACUAAAUGAUUCUGCUAAAUAUUUCCUGGACGAUUUAGAUCGGUUAGGCGCCAAAGAUUAUCAACCAACCGAACAGGAUAUUUUGCGCACUCGUGUCAAAACAACUGGUAUUGUUGAAGUGCACUUUUCCUUUAAAAAUCUCAAUUUCAAACUUUUUGAUGUUGGUGGCCAACGUUCAGAACGAAAGAAAUGGAUUCAUUGCUUUGAAGAUGUAACUGCGAUUAUAUUUUGUGUUGCCAUGUCAGAAUAUGAUCAAGUUUUGCAUGAAGAUGAAACUACAAACCGAAUGCAAGAAUCCUUAAAAUUGUUUGACUCCAUUUGCAAUAACAAAUGGUUUACGGAUACUUCGAUUAUUUUAUUCUUAAAUAAAAAAGAUUUAUUCGAAGAGAAAAUACGCAAGAGUCCAUUGACAAUCUGUUUCCCAGAAUAUACAGGUGGUCAGGAAUAUGGUGAGGCAGCUGCGUAUAUCCAAGCUCAAUUUGAAGCGAAAAACAAAUCAACCUCAAAAGAAAUUUACUGCCACAUGACGUGUGCUACAGAUACAAACAACAUACAAUUUGUAUUCGAUGCUGUCACUGAUGUUAUCAUUGCUAACAAUCUCAGAGGUUGCGGUCUUUACUAAACACAUAAUAAUAAUUGCAUUCAUUUCAACAACAACAACAACAAUUAAUUUCUAAAUAUUUUAUUGAAAAUAGCAGCAGACCCAAAAACAACCAAAACAAAAUUAUUUUAAACAUUUAUUAAGAGUAAAACAAAAAAUGGUAAACAUCUAAAACAAAAAGAGAAAAAAAAACAAACAAAACCCACCAUCUUCAAAAAUAUUAGCAAACAAAUAAAAACAAAAUGAAAGAGAAAUGAACCGUUUAAUAACACCUUUAAUUAAAGUAAUGAAAAUAGAAAAAAACUAAAGAAAA